AUGGCGGAGGAGGACACCCAGCAGAACGUUCUGCAUUUUGUAUUGCCCGUCCUGGCCGUGAUCGUGACCCUGGCAGCUCCGUUUAUCACAGUUUCGGCCUUGGGCCGAGGGCCUGUUAUCGAGGAGCUGAAGGCUGCGGCAGGGCGACGGCUGUCGCUCCUCUCCCUGGGAAUCACAUUGUUGUCACCCGUGUUCUUCAUUUCGGGCUACGACCAGACAGCAUUGUUUCAAUAUUCGACAUAUUCGAUGUUGUUGUCGCAAGCGAAUAUCAUAGCCGAUCGAUUGGGCAAACGCCGCCUACUGCCGCCGUUGCUUGCCUGGCACUGCGUCAAUCUGCUGAACCUCAUCGGCGGAAACUUCAGCAGCCUGCUCCAAAUCUACAGCACCGGCAGUGCGGGGCUAAUCAUGACCGUCUUCGGCAUCUCCCAGAGGGCUGGCGGCGACUGUGCAGACGGCUCCCCCCUCCACGGCGCAACUGUGGACUACUGCUCCGACGGCUGGAUCGCCGUGCAGCUGCUUGCGGGCUUCCUCUACGUGCUCCUCCACGUGCUCGCCUUCUUCACCGUGGCCCUGCGCGCCGUCGGGCUCUACGGCGGCGAGGACGAGGCGCCCGUGGAUGGCGUGUUCCGCGAGCGCGAGGCACCACAGCCACUGCUGGGCUAGCGCCAUCGCGUCGCAGGCGGACGGGGGCCCCCAGGCUCGGAGCUGCGCCACUCCGGGCUCGGCAGGGGCUCCAAGGCUUCGAGGCUCAAGGCUCCCGGGCGCCCUCGUCGGCUCCAGGUGUCCGGCCUCGAGGAGGCGCUUCGGCAGCCGCGCCUCUCGCCGGGAGCGCUCCCGGGGGGGGGGGGGGGCGGCUCAUCCCGAACGGUCGGUGGAGAGCCGAGUCAUGGCCCGACAGCCGGCGGCAACGACACGCUCGCGCCCAGGCCUGGGUCGGGCCGACCGGCCCGAGUUUUUUUUUUUGUUUUGUUGUUGUUUUUUGUGUUCGCUCCGUGUGCGGCAUUCCUCGCGGUGGCGCGAGGGCCGCAUGCGGGGGCGCUCCAGAAGAGGCCCCCCGGCGAUCCGCAUCCUUCGAGCAAGCAGGGCGUGCGAAAUCCGCUGCGUGCAGCUGCUUUGGGCCCCCGCUGCCCGGCAACAAAUCUUCGAUACACGGCCGCUCCCAGCGCCUGGAAGCGUCGGGAAGACCGGUCGCGUGCGGCCGAUUCGCUGCCCCCCCCAUGUGCUCUCCUCGCCCGUUUGUCCGACCUGAACCUUGGGAUCAAUAUCGUUGUUCGGAGGCUGCCCUGUUGCCUGGCUGCUUUGGAUGAGGAACCCCGACAACUGGCGUUUGCUGAGCGGCCCUGGGCGUUUCCUGAACAGCCCUGGCCCCGUCGAUUCCUUCCCUGGGUGCGUUUACGAAACGUCUUCGGUUGUCGGGGUGCUCGUUACGGGGGUGGAUUUUCUGCCCCCCAUCUUGCGCGUAGCCGAGGGGGCCAGACCUCGUUUUAGAAAGGCCUGCGCAGGCUGUCCUCGUCUGCGGGCCUGCCGCGCGAAGGCGCGGCGGCCCCAGCGCCCUUCAGCACUCUUGCCCCGACCCCAGCUUGCCCUCGCGGCUCCCCUGCGGCGGCAGGGGACGCCCAGCGAAGGGUUGCUUUGGAUCACCAACAUUUUCCAGCCCUGUCGUGCUCGGCGCACACCGCGGCUUCAAGAGGCGCACCUUGCCACGUCCCCAUGUUCCGACCGCGCCCAUUCUUGAUGCUCUUGUUGUUGCCACCUGAUCCCCCCUCCUCCUGCCCCCCUCCUGCCCCUCUUU
Molecule: messenger RNA, 1792 nt
Organism: Prorocentrum cordatum
Lineage: Eukaryota; Dinophyceae; Prorocentrales; Prorocentraceae
Source: the annotation of a GenBank genome assembly